This is a messenger RNA of Acytostelium subglobosum LB1, 1734 nucleotides long. RefSeq lists its product as hypothetical. Gene Ontology annotation, cellular component: peroxisome. NCBI's taxonomy places the organism in Eukaryota, Evosea, Eumycetozoa, Acytosteliales, Acytosteliaceae. Gene Ontology annotation, molecular function: acyl-CoA oxidase activity; fatty acid binding; FAD binding. The coding region runs from base 1 to 1734 and encodes 577 amino acids. The transcript is spliced from 2 exons. Gene Ontology annotation, biological process: fatty acid beta-oxidation using acyl-CoA oxidase; lipid homeostasis. The record is from RefSeq and is a predicted model, not a curated record.
AUGUCAAUGAAGGAUAAGGCAAGGGAAUUCCUUCAACAUAGUCCAGUGUUCAAAUCAGGUCGUGACCUACCGCCAAUGCAAUACAAGGAUCUUGUGUUGGAGCAACUGAAAGCCAUUGCCAAGAGUGGCCUGUACGACGCUCAAUACGUGCGUGAUCGUCCAGACAUCACCUUUAUCCUGGCCGAUGUCUUUUCCAGCUUCAACAACAACAUCGUUACCAAGUUUGGCGCUCAAUACGGUCUCUUCUGUGGAUCACUUCUUAUGCUUGGAACCGAGCGUCAUCAACACCUUUUGGAACUCGGAAACAAGAUUAAGGCUGUUGGCAGUUUCUCAAUGACUGAGGUUGGACAUGGCUCCAAUGUCCAAGCUCUCCAAACCACCGCCCGCUACAAGGCUGACACCCAGGAGUUCAUCAUUGACACUCCAACUCCAAUGUCCGAGAAGUAUUGGAUUGGAGGUGCCGGUGUCCACGCUCACUACACCACCAUCUUUGCCAGAUUGAUCGAUGCGCAGUCCAUUGAUCGUGGAGUCCAUGCAUUCGUUGUACAGUUGCGUGACGUCUCCACCAACGCCCCAAUGCCAGGCAUCCAGAUUAAAGAGUGUGGCAUGAAGUUGGGCCUCAAUGGAGUAGACAAUGGCCACAUCAAGGUCACAAAUGUCCGCAUCCCAAGAGUCAACUUGCUAAACAAGUUCAGCGACGUGAAUGAGAAAGGAGAGUACACAUCCAAGUUCCGUGAUCCACUUCAGAACUUUGCCGCUACCCUUGCACCAUUCGUUUCCGGCAGAGUCUUUGUUGCCACGAUUGCAGGAGGCGCCAUGAAGACAUGUCUUGCCAUUGCCAUCAGAUACUCCCACUAUCGCAAGCAGUUUGGACCUGAUCUCAAGAACGAACUACCCAUCAUCACCCUGCCAUCACAGCAGAGACGUUUGUUUGUCCCUCUUGCAAACCUCAUCAUUAUGGACAUGUACAACAAGAAGAUGGUUGAGCUACUGAUGACUGACAGGAACGGCGCCACCCAGGUCACCCACGCACACUGCGCAGGUAUAAAGGCCCUGUUCUCAUGGGAGAGCAUCAAGGCGUUCCAAACAUGUCGUGAGGCAUGCGGUGGACAGGGAUUCAGACUUGAGAACCGUAUUGCCGAGUUCAAGUCCGACUCGGACAUUACUGCCACUUACGAAGGAGAUAACACCGUGUUGAUGCAGCAGGUGGCCAAGUAUGCCAUGUCCGCCUCAAAGAAGUCUGACGAAGCAGUGGUGCCAGUCUCAUUCAAGGGUGAUGCCAGACAGGAGUUGUACAACUUCAACAAUCUUUUGGCCCUAUUCAAGGCUCGCAAACAAUUGAAGCUGUCCGAGGCUAGACAACUUGUCUCGCUCCCCUCUGAGGGUGGCAAGUACGAGGCCUACACAAAGGCAAUCCCAUGGCUGGUUUCCGCUGGUUUUGCCCACAUGGAGUAUGAGAUCAUUGAUAAUGCCGUCAAGGUCAUCAAGCAAGACACCGUUGCACCUGUCCCACAGCUACUCCUCUUGUUCGCCCUCACCAAGAUUGAGGAUGAUCUAGGCUGGUUCGUAAGCAACGAACUUCUUCCCAACCACUUUGGUAGGGUCAUCAAGUACCUCAUCGUGGAUCUCUGCAAAGAUAUCACUCCACACUCGAUGUCCAUUGUCAACUCAUUCGCCAUUCCACCCAAGUGCACACCUUCAGAGUCCUUGACAGAUGGAAUAUGGUCCGCUUAA